AAAUUAAAACUAAAUACAUUCAUAAUCUUAUUGGAAUUCUCGUGUUUCAGAAAAACUCGCUAUUCAACUCAUUCGAAAUAUAUGCGAGUGGUGAGGGUGAAAAGAGGGAUGCUUGGUCGGGGAGAGCUUGCGCACGGAAAGCUCAGAGAUACGGAAGGGACUAACGCCCAGCUACCCUGUAAAUUGUGACUUCUUGUUCGUGGCUCGUAUCAAACGAAUCAUCAUCAAAUUCAAAAACUCUAAAUUCGUUUCCACCUUUAUUUGUGCUUUAUUUCUACAUUAUUUUGUGAAAGCUCAUUGUUUUCCGUAGAAAGCCUUUUGAUACGCCAUCGGGAUAACGUUCAUUUUCCUCAGCUACGAAACGAGUUAUAUUCCUACAUUUUCAUGUUCUUUUACGUAGAACUUUUUGAAAAGGGAAAAAGGAAGAAUCAGUAUCGUUGUCGAUAGAGCUCGCAUCUCUCUUUUAAGUGUAAAACAAAGUGUGAAUCAAAUGACGAGAAAACUCGAAAUAUUUUCGGAUUUGAAAGUGUAAAAGCUAAAAAAGUUGUCUACGAGAAAGUGUAUCUAACAAUAUUUAUACUCCAUGGGCGAAAUCCGAUAUUGUUCGAUAUUUGUCAUUACAAAAGAGGCUAGCAAAAUUUGACUAAAAAACAUAUUGAGAUUGAUCAAGAAGAUGAAAUCAUAUCUCCUCCUUUUCUUUUAUCUCUGUUCAUCGAGUAUAAUAGGAGUGUCAGCUGCAAACGUAGAUUGCAAUUAUCAUUUGACCGCUCCAAAAGGAAUCAUAGAAACACCAAAUUUUCCUAAAGCUUUUCCAGUACCCAUAACGUGUCGAUGGGUGAUCGAUGUUUCUGACAUAACUUCGACGAAUAGUUCGAUAGUCGUUUAUAUGACGCAGCUUUAUGUUUAUAAAGGUCUCAAAUUGACCGAGUACGCGUAUUACGAGUCAGAAACAACAAAUUAUGGCGCGAGUUUGGUGCAAGAAGUAACGGAGGGCAACGUUUUCGUGCAUCGUUGGUUCAGAACUUUUCGCCCAUUUCUCGUCUUAGAAUUCGAACUUGAUCGACUCGAAGGAAACCAUGUGCGUGUUUUGGACGAUCUUCUGGACGUAUAUGGUUUUAACGUCACAUACCAAAUGACCGAGGAAGAACCAAAUCCAAAUGCUUGUUCCGUUAGUGAAUGUUCUUUCACUGGAAAUUGUCUUUUAUCUGCAGAUUAUACAACUUUUACAUGCGAAUGUUUUUCUGGCUUUAAUGGAGAAAAAUGUGACGAAGGACCGCUUUGUUUUGACGAGCAACAAAACUCUAUUUGUCAAAAUGGUGGCAAUUGCAAACAUCUCGGGGCGAAAGCGGUACACUGUGAUUGCCUUUCCGGCUACGUUGGACGAAAUUGUGAAAUUCAACUUCUUGAAACUAUGAAUACAGAAUGCAGAGGUGAACAUUGCAUAAUACAAUGUCCUUAUCACGAAGAGGAACAACGACCGUGUGCUUGCAAAAAUGGAACGAAAAUAUACAACAAUCGAUCGAGAUACGAGUGCAGAAUAAAACUAUCGAACAUUACUUCUCUUCGCACAGGAUCGAUAGCUCAGCAUGGAAGUUUGGAAUCUUUUCUUGCAAAACAGCUAACCAAGUAUUUGAAGAGUUCAAAUAUAUCUUCCAUGGAGGACUUAAAGAUCCUAAGCGUGACGCCUACGUCGGAGAUAACUUUUCAAUUUUUUGGCAAUUCGGACGAUGGCGACAAAAUUCGAGAAUCGCUGAAUCGUCUGGUCCAACGACGCCGUCUCAGCGAGAUAGCUCUCGAAUCUACGCACUUUACGUUUCAACAAAAGCCCGCGCUCAGAUUGCAGAUUUUACGUUUGGACCGAUCGAACGAGCACGAGGUUCAUUUAGGCGACGAAAUCAAUCUUCAUUGCGUCGCCCAAGGAAGUUACGGUAUUCAUUUCAUUUGGUACAAAGAUAAUAUGCUGGUAAACGUGAGCAAAGCAAAUAGAGGAAUUCGACACGAGGAUCUUCCUAACGGCGCAUUGGAUAUGCACACGUCGAUAUUAAAAAUCGAUAAGGCGACUAUAUUGGACGCUGGUCAAUAUACGUGCCAAGCUAUCGAUCGGGGUGUACAGCAAUGUAAAAGUCUUUACGUACAAGUGAAAAAUGAACCGGAUGUAAAGGUUACGCCGAUGAGUACUACCGUGGAAAAGGGUAGCAAUAUACAACUGACUUGCACAACGCCCAAUAUGCAUAGUACAGGUAUAGGAUUCGGUUGGACGAAGAAUCGAGCGUUACUUAAGUUGGAACCAGGUAGUGAAAUUUGGGAGGACCUUUAUCCAGAUGGUAGCAUUUUAAAAAUUACGAACGUUCAGAAAUCGGCUAUAUAUACGUGCAACGUGGCACACCGGUCGAUGUCCGUGCGAGUAGAAUUGACGAAUCGAACUUUGGUACCGACGUGCUCUAAAGAAAAAUCCUGGGCUCUUCAAUGGCCCGACACAGCUCCUGGCUCGGAAGCUUUGCUCGAAUGUCCACGACGUUUCGUCGGUCCUAAAGUAUCGAGACUUUGCUCGAUGAAGGAUGCGACCACUCCCGAGUGGUUGAUGCCAGACUUUUCCAAUUGUCUUUACGAGCCAUUGCUUCGUCCUUACGACAGAUUCCGAAGCUUGACGCUGGGCUAUCAAAACACAACAGGCUCGGAAACGAUAAUUGCCUUUUGGAAUGUACUACGAUCGCGCGAAUUGUCGCUUUAUCCGAACGAAGCUGAUCGUAUUUUAAGUAUGCUCGUUGAAAUCGAACGUUACCAACGUACCAUCGAUCCGUCCGAUUUACAUCGCUCUGCCGAAGCUCUGACGCGUAUCGUAAAUCGCAUAUUGAACGAGGAAAAUUCCAUUUUAAGUCCGCAAAGAUUAUGGAUAUUACUGCAAAUAGCCGAAAAAAAUCUAAUGCACUGGUCGAAAAAAUUGAAUCAAGGCUGCGUUCACUUGUCCCUGUCAUCAAUGGUCGUCGAUAUUCAACCCUUGCAAUCUUACAGCGGUGACAUGCACUCUCUUCAAAUCCCAACAAACGAUUACAUGUAUUUCUCAAAGACGUAUCUUUUCGAAAAGAAGCAUUCGGAAGACUGUAUUGACGCGAUACAUGUAUUCUGUUAUUACAGCUAUCCUGAUUGGUACAACGACAAUAUCUCUAUACGUCUAUGGAAAAAGAGAUUCAGAGAUGGCAAAAGCAAUAGUACGUACAAAGGAAUCGUCAUUGUUUAUAAAAACGUUUCUAGCUUCCUUCCAAACGUAUACGUCAAAGAGCUUGACGACGGUACAGACCUAGAGUAUUGGAUUAAUUCGCAUGCGAUUACUGUAACCGUGCCUUCCUUCAAAUCUGACAAACACAAUAAAGUUAUGAUCGAUCUGCAUAUGAAACAAUUACGAAAUCAUUCUGGUGCUUGGAAUGUUUCUUGUGGACUUAUGGAUUACUCAGGUACCUGGAAUCUUAAUGGUUGCACAGCAAAUACAUUUCCAGGGGAUGUUACGAUUUAUUGUUCGUGUUCUAAUACCGGUACCGUUGCUCUUUUCUUGACCGCUAGGGCUGUAAGGGUAGUAUUAGCAAAGAAGGAACAAACAACUUUUAUCGUGACACUUGGCUGUGGAAGUUGUCUGGUUCAAUGUUCGCUAUCGUUGUUAAUUCUUGGCAUAUAUUGGUGGAAAAAUCGGAGCUGGUUAAAUUUUUUGAAAGUACAAUGUUGCGGUGCUCUGAUCGGCGCAAUGGCCCUGUUCAUUUAUGCGAUACGCGGCAAUCUCUCUGAUAGUAACUACUCUCUCGUUGCAAUAGGAUUGGAAGCAUUUCUUCUUGUUGGCAUGUCGGCUCCCAUAUCCGAGGCUCUCAUAAUAUAUUCUCAACUUGUUCAUAUACGAUCGAAUCAGCAUCUUCAACCCACAGUCAUCGCUGUUAUUACAGGGGUACCAAUUUUGGCUGUACUAGCCACCGAGCUUACUCACAAAAGUACCGGUUGGCGACACGAAUCUUGGUGGUUGAUUCAUGGAAGCGGAGUAUACAAUAUAUUCGUAACUUGUGCGACCGUGAUGUUUUUCGUAUUUAUGAUACUCUAUAUGGGUGUCCUUCAUAAAGCUCAUGCACUCAUAGAGGAAAAUGUUAUGAAGAAAGAAACAAUAGAGUCGAGAACGCGAUUAUUGCAUCGUGCCGCUGUAAUUAUAUGUGGCAUUAUUGCCACGGAAGCGUCCUCGAUCUUCUACAUUAAUUCAACCUCAAUAAUUUAUCAUUAUGUCUUCGCAUCAUUAUCUUCCGUUCUAGGUUUCAUCAUAAUAAUAGCAUACGUCGUUAGCAGCGAGAUCAAUUUACUUAGACCAAUAUUACGAAAACUUAAAUGGAAAUUGGAAACGAGCAACGAACGAAUUUCAGAGCCGAUUAAAGUAUGUUCAAAAAUCGAGGCAGAAAUGCAAAACGAUGCCAUACCACCACCUCCGUCGUCCAUCUUGGCCGAACCUUACAUAGAAACUCGAGGAAUAGCAGCUGGUAGCAUAGACAUGCGAGAAUUUACUACCGAGACCUCUUCUUAUUCGAAAUCUUCGACAUCCGUUGCUGGCAGGUACUUGCCUGAGAUUCGAAUCGAUCGACCGGACGACAUCAAUCUUGAAAACUAUAAUACUAGCCCGCGAAAGUAUCAAGAAGCAUUCGAUACAGCUUUUGCUAAGCGAACUUCUCAAUGUUUAGCCGAGUCUUACGGUGUUACAGAUCGUAACGCUUUUCGAGAUUUUUCUAUUCAUCAAAACGUUCCAUCUGAAUGCUCAGGCAAACUUCUUUGCAGCGCCGACAUAGAAUCACGUUUAAGUGCAAUGCCAGACGUAACGUUGGCGGUGAAAACGGAUGUAGAACAUUUGACGGGCGUUGAAUUGAAAACGAGAGAACACGUGAACGUUAUUCCCGAUAUUGCUAAUACAACGGAACGUAAACAGCCCGACGGCGAGGAAAAAAUGCCCGAAAUUCGAAUUACAAGUUGCGAGACUACGACUUCUGGCAUGCUGGAUCGUAUCUCGCAUGAUCUCGAUUAUCUUUUAAAUCGGACUCACACCAAAGAAGAAGUAUAAUAGACUUUCCAGGAUUUUUUUUAAAUAAACAUUCUCGUAAAUUUUCUUAUCGUCUCGCGUUAUGAUAGGGCGCGCUAUUACUUCCGACUUAUUGGAAGUUCAUUAUAUAUUUGAAAUCGAGCACGUACAUUUUUCUAAAAUUCUUGUGCCGAUUAUUGUAACGAUACUUUGAUGACGAUGAAACAAUAAUGCUUGCCCCGCUUAAAUUUAAUUUCUUUAGCGUUUUUAUGCGUAGUUAUUAGAUUCUAAGUGUACAUUUGAUUUUUUACAAAAGCAUAAGUCGUAGAGAAACUUCAUACGACGUUGUUGCACAAUGUAUAAUGAUUUUAUUUCUGAAAGAAAAGACGUCGUAAAAUUUGUAUUAUAAAAAAUAAAAAGGAAGAAAGAAAAAAAAGGAAAAAAAAAAAAGAAAAGAAAAGAAAAGAAAAGAAAAGAAAAGAAAAGAAAAGAAAAGCGCGCUUAAGGUCAUACUCGAGAUCAGAGUAGCCUUUCAUCGUGAUACUCCAUCCAUACAUCAAUUUUCUAUAAGUAACGCGAUAAUUCUCUUUAACUGUAAAGAUCUAAGGAAUAAAUCUUUAUAGCACAA
This is a messenger RNA of Vespa velutina, 5663 nucleotides long. RefSeq lists its product as uncharacterized. Bases 674 to 5077 code for a protein of 1467 amino acids. Gene Ontology annotation, molecular function: G protein-coupled receptor activity. Gene Ontology annotation, cellular component: membrane. NCBI's taxonomy places the organism in Eukaryota, Metazoa, Arthropoda, Insecta, Hymenoptera, Vespidae. The transcript has 21 exons. The record is from RefSeq and is a predicted model, not a curated record.